AAUCCUAAAACGGUUUGAGCCUUGGAGUGUGUAGGGGUGGAAAGUUGUUGUGGUGGGAAACAAGAGGAGAGAAAAGGAGGAAAAAAGGGAGGGGAGUAGACCCAACCAAGACAUUCAGUGCUGAGUGCAUAGUGAAGACAUGUUCAGAGCUGAGUCAAAAGCUUACUUGUAGAAGACGAUUUUUAUUAUUAUAUCCUUAUAUGUAAAAACUGUUUCUGUGAUUUAAGUAUUAACAAGUGAAACAGAGCAUUGUUAUGUUUUUAUAUUUUGGAGGUCUUUCUUUUACAGCAGCAUAACAGGAGGCAUACCUACGCUACCACCUUGUAUAAAUACAGGAAAAAGGAGAUUAGCCUGUAGAGCCAAAGGAAACAAUACAGAGUCCAAAAUAGACCCAUAAAUUAAAUCAGUGAAGCAAAACCAUUAUAAAGACCCACAGUCUCCACAUUAUGUCUCGCUGGGGGCGGAAAAACGUCAAGAAGACCCCUGAAGUGAUUAGGACAGUCACGGAGGGGCUGAAGUCACUGUAUCGUAAGAAGCUUUUGCCCAUUGAAGAGUACUAUGGUUUUCAUGACUUCCACUCACCAAGUCUGGAGGAUGCUGACUUUGACAACAAACCCAUGGUACUAGUGGUUGGUCAGUACUCCACAGGAAAGACUACUUUCAUCAAGUACCUUCUGGAACAAGAGGUGCCUGGAAGCCGUGUGGGUCCAGAGCCUACUACAGACUGCUUCACUGCCAUUAUGCAUGGUGACAUGGAGGGAAUAAUCCCUGGAAAUGCUCUCAUAGUGGACCCCAACAAGCCCUUCCGCAAACUCAACCCCUUUGGAAACACUUUCCUGAACAGAUUCCAGUGUGCGCAGCUGCCCAACCAGGUUCUGGAGAGCAUCAGUAUCAUUGACACCCCUGGCAUCCUGUCGGGAGCUAAGCAGAGAGUGAGCCGAGGUGAGGCCAACACUAAAGGCUAUGACUUCCCAGCUGUCUUGCGUUGGUUUGCUGAACGGGUAGACCGAAUUAUUCUCCUUUUCGAUGCCCACAAGCUGGAGAUUUCUGAUGAGUUUUCAGAGGCCAUAAGUGCUUUGAAGGGCAACGAGGACAAACUGCGUGUGGUGCUUAACAAGGCUGAUAUGGUUGGGACACAGCAGCUGAUGCGAGUAUAUGGUGCUCUCAUGUGGUCUCUGGGGAAAGUGUUUGGAACUCCUGAAGUGCUGAGAGUAUACAUUGGCUCAUUCUGGUCUGAACCUCUCAUGGUCCCAGACAACCGGAAGCUAUUUGAAUUGGAAGAGGAAGAUCUUUUUGCUGACAUUCAGAACCUACCACGAAAUGCAGCCCUCCGCAAGCUCAAUGAUCUGGUCAAGAGAGCCCGUCUAGUCAAGGUUCAUGCUCACAUAAUCAGUUACCUGAAGCAAGAGAUGCCUUCUGUCUUCAGGAAGGACAAUAAGAAAAAAAAUUUGAUCCACCAGCUGCCAGUCAUCUUCUCCAAGAUCCAGUUGCAACAUCACAUUUCCCCUGGAGAUUUUCCUGACAGUGCCAAGAUGCAGGAACUCCUGGAAGGUCAUGACUUCACCAAGUUUAAGUCCCUGAAACCCAAUAUGAUGGCUAUGUUGGAUGAGCUGUUGUCCACUGACAUUGCCAAGUUGAUGCCUCUCCUCAGGCAGGAGGAGCUGGAAGCAGGAGGUCAACCCGGAGUCCAAGGUGGGGCUUUCUUGGGGACCCGAGCAGGACCCUUUGUGGAGGGUGACCCUUUCGGAGAGAAAGUUGAGGAUGAUGGUGAGGAUGGAGAGGUGGGAGAAGACUGGAUUGUGACUAAGGAUAAGCCCAAGUAUGAUGAGAUCUUUUACAACCUUGCACCCAGUGAGGGCAAGCUGAGUGGUACCAAAGCCAAAGAUUGGAUGGUGAGCACGCGGCUACCCAACUCUGUGCUGGGUCGCAUAUGGAAGUUGUCAGAUGUGGAUCGUGAUGGCAUGUUGGAUGAUGAGGAAUUUGCCCUGGCUAGCCACUUGAUUGAGGUGAAACUUGAAGGGCAUGGCCUGCCUCCUGAAUUACCUGCUCGUCUGGUGCCUCCUUCUAAACGCAGACAAAAAGGAUCUGAUGCCUAGACAAUACAAGCUGCCAAUGAUGUUUACUAGAUAGUUUUCUUGUCAGAAUGCAUAUUUAAUAUAAUUAUUGGCAUCCUUCUUAAAAAUUAGCAAAAACAAUUGUAUAUAAAUUAAACAUUAUCCACAAUAAUUCAAAAUUUCCACUCAAAUGCUAGGAGAACCUAUUCAACUUUUUUUCUAACAAAAAUAAUUAUCAUAUUAGCAAAAUAAUAUAAUUUUCUCAAAAAUAUAUUAUAAUGAAUAUUUGACACUGUUUGAAGCAUUGCAAGAUAGAAACCCUUCCUUAGAUUAUCUCACAAAAUGCAGCACCUAAACUUUUUCGUCAUUUACACAAUCACUAACACGAAUGGACUACACUCAAGGAAAAACAUUUACGCUUUGAGGCCGUUUAUGGCUGAUGAUUCAGGGAUUCAGAACCAGACAUACUUCCAAACAGUUGAAGAAAUACCUACUUUAAAAACUAACUACACAAACUUAUAUAAAGGAGCUUCUGCAUGUGUCUACAAGUGACUUCAACCUUUCUAAGCAGGAAGUAAGUGAGUGCUGUUAUUCAAUCCAGACAGACUUCCAAACAAUUAAUUGUGCCAAUAAUUUUGAAACCAGUGUUUUGUAGAAAAAAAUAUGUAUGUACAAUGUCCCUCUAUGUUUGAACUCACAUCGCAUAUUCUUUUAUACAUAUUAAUUUUUGCACAUUUUCAUGAAGGGUGCCAAUAAUUCUUUCAGGCCAUAUGCCCUCAUAUGUAAAGCUCUACCUAACUUAGUGAAAGAUCUUCUUGAUCAGUAAAGACUUCAGAAAUAAGAAGCGAUUUAGCCCUUUGGGGAAACUGGCAAUAUAUAUAAUUUAAUGUAUGAAAUGACAAUAUGCAUUGAGUUAAGAAAACUGUCUAUGGGUCUGCACUGUUUCCUUUCUUCAGACCUAUCAUUCCUGAAUCACAGCUGCCUCUUCACCUACUGUCUCUGUCUGUGUCUCUGUUGCUAACUACCAAUGCAGCUUUAGUUUUAAAAUAUAAAUAACAUUUUUAAAAACUAGCUUGAUUAAGCUAACAUCAAAAUUAAAAAAAGACAAAUUGAGUAUCUGGGAUAUGCAUACAACAGUUACCUAGAGGUAUAAUGCUAAAGAAUUUUAUGACUUAUAACUCAACACAGUAUUACAAAACAUGAAUUUCAAAAUGUGAGAUUUUGCUUACAUCAAUGCAUACUAAAUAAAUUUAGUAUUUAGUAAACUAAGUAAAUUUAUUGCAUUUUAAACAAAAUUAUGUUGUUGACUACUGUACAACACCUUACUGAUUGCUUUAUAAUGUAUACCAUUAUUAUAAAACCAAAUAAACUGUGCUCUUUUGUUCUUUA
Molecule: messenger RNA, 3443 nt
Organism: Ictalurus punctatus (channel catfish)
Lineage: Eukaryota; Metazoa; Chordata; Actinopteri; Siluriformes; Ictaluridae
Gene: ehd2b
Product: EH-domain containing 2b
Exons: 7
Coding region: 447-2096 (549 amino acids)
Biological process (GO): endosomal transport; endocytosis
Cellular component (GO): cytoplasm; plasma membrane
Molecular function (GO): protein binding; GTP binding; calcium ion binding
Source: RefSeq, a predicted model, not a curated record